AUGCAAUUUUCUCAGCAAUCCAAUCAUGGACUACAGCUACAGGUUGGUGAGCAAGUCUUUCCAGAAACAAUAAGUCAAUAUCACCAUCAUAAACAGAACUUACCGCAAAAUCAUCACCGACACAACCUUCGUGGUCACAGCAAGCAGUUUGAUGCUAAUUCUAACAACUAUGCUAGCACAAACUCCAGGAACAAUUCAAAACUGAAACAUCCUGUUUUACCUCCUUCCUCCUCCCCAGGAUCAUCUACGGCCACUCCCCAAGGUGUCUUAUCACAGGCCCACAUGUCAUCCUCUUCAACACAGAAAUCAGCGCACAUGCACAACAAUGGAGAUGGGCCUGCAAAGAACUCACCUUCUCGUCUAUCGCAACCAACCCUCAGUAUAAAUACAGACAGCAAUCUCAACAUAAAUGCAGACCUCCUCAAUGCCAGCCCCCUCAACUCGAAACAGUUCUACGUACGGAAGAAUGUCCACGACCAAAACCAAGCCAACAUACGUAAGAAGCCAUUCCGAUGUCCCAUCUGUGGCAACCCCUUUUUGCGUCGGCGCACAAUGGAAGUACAUGAGAAGACACACAGUGGAAUCCGCCCUUUCAGCUGCAGUUACUGUCCGCAACGUUUCUUUCAAAAGGAUAAGUUAUUGAUACAUGAGCGCACACACACCGGAGAGCGACCUUUCGAGUGUAAUAUCUGCUCCAAACAGUUUGCACGCAAGGACACGCUGAACAUUCACAGACGGAUGCAUUCUGGGGAGAGACCCUACCCUUGUGAACACUGCCACAAACGAUUCGCCCAAAGAGACAAGCUCCUGAUUCACGAACGAACACAUUCUGGGGAAAAACCCUAUCAGUGUCUUAUCUGUUCAAAGCAGUUCGCCCGUAAGGAUACACUGAAUGUGCAUCAUCGGACACACACAGGUGAACAGCCUUACCGCUGUGACAACUGUGGAAAACGUUUUUCGCAGAGGGAUAAACUUGCUUUGCAUAAAUGGAAAUGCAAUAACAACUCGUGA
Molecule: messenger RNA, 1011 nt
Organism: Acanthosepion pharaonis
Lineage: Eukaryota; Metazoa; Mollusca; Cephalopoda; Sepiida; Sepiidae
Source: the annotation of a GenBank genome assembly